GAGCACACUGCAGUUCAUAAGAGGGGCCCACCGCAGACGCUUCAGUCGACGUGACACGGCCAGCCGUAUAUCACCCUUCGUUCACGCACCUGGAGUACACCUAGAGCUGACGUCCAUUUGAGCGCACAAUGCCGGACCUAAGAGGAAAAGUGGCCCUCAUAACUGGUGCCUCGGCGGGCAUUGGCGAAGGCACGGCUAAGCAUUUUGCCUCCCUUGGCUGCUGGCUUUCCCUGACUGGGCGGAACACAUUGAAUCUAGACAGAGUGGCUGAGGCUUGCCGCGCACAGGGGCUUCCUCGAGACAAGGUUCUGGUCGUACCCGGUGACUUAGCAGUGGAAAGGGAUGUGGAAGAUGUGGUGCAGAAGACAGCGAAGCACUUCGGCAAACUUGAUAUUCUCGUUAACAAUGCCGGAAUUCACUUGAAAGGAUGCAUUCAAAGUACCUCAGUGGAAGACUUUAACAAAGUGUGGCGGACGAACUUCCUCGGUCCGCUCUGCAUGAUCAAAAACGCUGUACCCUACUUGCGUCAAACUAAAGGCAGCAUCGUGAACAUUUCCAGCGUCGGAGGGUUGACUGCGGUUCAGUUGAACGUUGCUUACGGAGUCACCAAGGCAGCCCUGGACCACCUGACACGAUGCGCGGCACUAGAGAAUGCUCCGUAUGGUGUCCGUGUGAACUCAAUCAACCCAGCUUAUGUCAAGACGAUGAUGGGGAAAACACCAGAAGUCAGCGCAGAUGAAUACAUGGAGACCUUCGAUAAAAGGAACGGUGAUAAGCACGCACUGGGACGAGUGGGUACACCGGAAGAAGUUGCCCACUGCAUCGCCUUCCUGGCAUCCGACGACGCCGCGUUCGUCACGGGGAUCACGAUGCCUGUCGACGGGGGCUUGCUCCUUCUGUCUACCGUCUCGGGUCCCGCCCCAUUGCUGGAUACCCAGAAGAAUGCAUGAGAAACCAAAAACGCGGCCUUGCUGUCCUGCCAGGUUACACUGCAAGAACCGAGGAAAUUCUGGCAAACCCCUUUUUAAAAUGAAUCCCCCUGUCAUACAAGAAACUCGACUUUUUAGAGACUCGCGCUCUUCGAAGAACUUUCACUCUGUUUGGGCCAUGGAAGGCCAGACAAGGGCACAUACAGCGCUCUGCAACUCAGCUGAAUAUAUUGGGUGAACAGUUACCCCAGCAAACAUUAAUUACGGACAAGUAUUAGGUGUUAUUGCGGAGGGACGCACGUAGAGCAUGACGCCUUUGUU
Messenger RNA from Dermacentor silvarum, 1250 nucleotides. RefSeq lists its product as uncharacterized. Gene Ontology annotation, molecular function: oxidoreductase activity. The coding region runs from base 129 to 950 and encodes 273 amino acids. Lineage: Eukaryota; Metazoa; Arthropoda; Arachnida; Ixodida; Ixodidae. The transcript has 9 exons. The record is from RefSeq and is a predicted model, not a curated record.